UAUCUUAUAUACAAAGACUAAACUAUAAGCUCAUCAUCAUCUCUCAAGAAAAACAGAGGAAGAGAAAAGAUAUGGCUAUCUUUCUCUGUGUAUCAUUGCUUCUUGCUUUUGUUGUGUCACUAAUCUUUUACAUAAGAAAGAUUAGAGAAAACCCAAAAUGGAAUCUUCCUCCGGGUCCUCCAAGUCUUCCCAUCAUCGGAAACUUACACCAAUUCGCAGGAUUGCCUCACCGAUGCUUUCAUCAUCUCUCCAUUAAAUACGGACCUGUGUUGUUUCUUCGCAUAGGGUUAGUUCCAACGGUUGUGAUCUCCUCAAGUGAAGCAGCUGAAGAAGUUCUCAAAACUCAUGACCUUAGAUGCUGCAACCGACCAAGAACGGUCACCACGGAUUUACUCUCCUACUGUUCUAAGGACAUCAGCUUUGCGCAGUACGGCGAGUACUGGCGAGAGAUGCGAAAGCUCGCUGUUAUCGAGCUUUUCAGCCUUAAAAAGGUUCAAUCAUUUAGGAAUAUCAGAGAGGAAGAAGUGGACUUCAUGGUAAAGAAACUGUUCCAAUCAGCUUCCAAGCAAUCUCCUGUGGAUCUAAGCAAAGCUUUUUUCUCUCUAACCGCAAGCAUCAUUUGUAGAGUAGCCUUGGGACAGAACUUCAACGAGAGUGAUUUCGUAAUCGAUCAAGAGAGAAUAGAAGAACUUGUGAGUGAUGCCUUGUUUGUUCUAGGUAGUUUCACUUUCUCUGAUUUGUUACCUGGUAGAAUUGGGAGAUUCCUAGAUUGGUUGUUUGGAAGACACAAGAAGGCAAACAAAGUGUUUGAAGAGCUUGAUGCUUUUUACCAACAUGUGAUUGAUGAUCACUUAGCAGGAAGUAAAAAAACAGUGGAUUCUACUGCGGAUAUUGUUGCUCUCUUGUUGGAUAUGAUGGAUAAACAAGGAAAAAAUGAUUAUUUCAAGUUCAACAUUGAUAAUAUCAAGGCAAUCCUCAUGGAUGUAUUUCUGGCGGGGGUAGAUACAGGCGCAAUAACCAUGAUUUGGGCAAUGACAGAGCUUGCUAGAAACCCUAGAGUGAUGAAAAAAGCACAAGAAGAGAUCCGAAACACCCUCGGGCUCAAAAGGGAUAGAAUCACUGAAGAAGACAUUGACAAAGUUGAUUACUUGAAGCUCAUAAUCAAGGAAACAUUUAGAUUGCACCCAGCACUUCCUCUUUUGCUCCCAAGAGAAACAAUGUCUCACGUCAAGAUCCAAGGCUACGAUAUUCCUCCAAAAACGCAAAUCCAACUUAACGUAUGGACGAUCGGACGUGACCCCGAGCGCUGGACCGAUCCUGAAGAUUUUAUUCCUGAGCGGUUUACUAAUAGUUGCGUAGAUUUCAGGGGACAACACUUUGACCUCUUACCGUUUGGUUCUGGUAGAAGGAUUUGUCCUGGGAUACCAUUGGCGAUUGCUUCCGUGGAACUAGUGCUGUUGAAUUUGCUUUACUUCUUUGAUUGGAGAUUGCCUGAAGGAAUGAUAAGUGAAGACGACAUUGAUAUGGGAGAAGCUGGUAAUCUCACCAUUGUCAAGAAAUUACCUCUUCAACUUGUGCCUGUUCAACACCAUUGAUGAGACAUCACAAAAGUUUGAUGCAUUUCUCCACUGGUUAGUAUAUAUAUAUCUAUCGGUUCUUUUGUGUAUUUAUAGUCUUCAUUGAAAGUGUACGAUUCUAAAAGCUAAGACUUCCUAUGAAAUAUAUAUAUAUAUAUAUAUAUAUAUAUGUAUAUCAAUGUAUCAAGAUUCAAGAAAUAAUGUAUAAUUAAUGAAUAAUGAAAUACAAAUGUAUUGAGAAA
Molecule: messenger RNA, 1819 nt
Organism: Camelina sativa (false flax)
Lineage: Eukaryota; Viridiplantae; Streptophyta; Magnoliopsida; Brassicales; Brassicaceae
Product: cytochrome P450 71B2
Molecular function (GO): oxidoreductase activity, acting on paired donors, with incorporation or reduction of molecular oxygen; iron ion binding; heme binding
Source: RefSeq, a predicted model, not a curated record